AUGGACAAAGCUCCCGGACGAGAAAGCCAGGGAUCAAUCACAGACUGGGUCAAGCCUGGUGAUAAGAGCGGCGAAUUCAAGCGUCAAACCUCUGUCUUCCGAAAUUGGAUCGAGAAUACACCCAAUGCGGAGUUUCCACCUGAAAAAGGUCGAUACCAUCUUUACGUCUCCUACGCAUGUCCAUGGGCUCAUCGCACACUGAUUGUGCGCCAAUUGAAGGGUCUUGAAGAUUUUAUUUCAUACAAUAGCGUCCACUGGCAUAUGGCGGAGAAAGGAUGGCGAUUUACGUCAUCCGAAGAAAAGAUUCCAGGAAACACUAUACCGGAUCCAUUGCACCAAGAUUACACACAUCUCCGGGACAUCUACUUUGAGCAAAACCCAGACUAUGAGGGGCGGUUCACGGUACCGACGCUUUACGACAGGAAGACGAACAAGAUAGUGAGCAAUGAGUCAGCGGAGAUUAUCAGGAUGAUGUACACGGCUUUUGACGACAUCAUCGAAGAAAAGUACAAGAAGGUUGAUUUGUUCCCCAAGGACCUGCAAAAGGACAUUGAGGAGAUGAAUGAGUGGGUGUACAAUGAUAUCAACAAUGGUGUUUACAAAUCAGGAUUCGCAACGACUGAAGAAGCAUACACAAAGGCUGUAACCCAACUGUUCAAGUCUCUAGACCGACUGGAAGAGUCACUCUCGGAGUCGACAACCCCAUAUCUUUUGUCAGCACCACAUGUUACAGAAGCAGACGUUCGUCUUUUCACCACCAUCAUCCGCUUUGACCCAGUCUACGUACAGCAUUUUAAAUGCAACAUUCGUGAUAUCCGCUCAGGAUACCCGCACAUUCACAAAUGGCUGAGACAUUUGUACUGGGACUACCCUGCCUUCAAAGACACGACCAAUUUUGAGCACAUCAAGAAGCAUUACACCAAGAGCCACGGUCAAAUCAAUAAGUUCCAGAUCACGCCUAUCGGGCCUCUGCCUGAUAUCCUCAACAAGGAAGACGAGGUGCCGAGUGUGAAGGCUGCUUUGAAGAAGUAG
Bipolaris maydis ATCC 48331 is the source of this 1032-nucleotide messenger RNA. RefSeq names its product glutathione S-transferase. Gene Ontology annotation, molecular function: glutathione transferase activity. Gene Ontology annotation, cellular component: cytoplasm. The record is from RefSeq and is a predicted model, not a curated record. NCBI's taxonomy places the organism in Eukaryota, Fungi, Ascomycota, Dothideomycetes, Pleosporales, Pleosporaceae.